GCUUUGAAAAGGUAUAGAGACACACGUUUUAUUGUAGUCUUAAAACGUAUUGGAGCCGGGACACCGUCACGACUGUUCUCUACAGAGAACUAUUAGCAGGAGAGAAUGACCACUGAAAGCUCAGGUGACAAGACUGCCCCCCCGCCUUAUAUUAUACCAGUGGAAGGCCAGUCAGAUGACGUCAAGGUCUACCAUGUGCAUACGCCGUUCAACCCACCACCAUCGACCAUACAGGAGAAUGCUUACCAACUCCAGACCUCUAGUUCCACCCAAGCCGGGCCACCACCCAAGCAGAAGUUUGUCAGCUAUGAGACAGAACUUGGGCGGCACCCGGGCAUGACCACCUGCACCUCCUGCCAGGUGCAGGUCAUGACCAACGUCACCUACAAAGUGGGUGCUUACGCCUGGCUGAUGUGCUUCCUCUUUAUCCUGUGCGGGCUGGUCAUCGGCUGCUGCCUGAUCCCAUUCUUUGUCAAGCACUUCAAAGACGCCUACCACUCCUGCCCACGGUGCAACCAGAUCCUCCACGUGGAGAAGAAGCGCUGCUGCUCGUAAUGACCGCGUGCCUGAGGGCCGCCUCUCUGCUACUCUGUAAGCCUGCUUUGUGUAAUGGAAGGUAAAAGAAGCCACUGUUAUGAUAGCGCAACACUUGGGUACUUUCAUGGACUAAUCCUUUCCGAGCUGACCCUUAACAUGGAGGGCAUCAGAGGGUUGUGAACUACAGGUCGACCAUUAUAGAACUGCCCCCCCCCCCCCCCCCCUUUUUUUUUUUUUUUACAAAGAAAAAAAAAAGUCUUCCAAAUGCUGUGCAAAUGACCAGUCUGUUGUCAAAAAGCCAAAUAGCCUUUGAAUAUUAGUUUUUGCAAAAGGAGUCAUUAGUCUGUACACAAAAGAACAACUAGAUACAAAAUGUCUCGCAAUUCCUUCUUUUGCUGUUUACACCCUUGUUAACGCUUUGCCUGAAGAUUCAUAGGCUUGAACCUUGUAUAUAUCUUUAAGAGCUGCACUUUUAUGUCUGUUUUCGAAACCAAAGUCGUUUAAAUGCAAUAUACUUACAAUAAUAUGUAUUAUUAUACGAGUAUUGAGAAGCUUAAUAAAUUUAGUAUAGUCAACACUGAGUGGUAGUGUCAUCAAAAAUGUUCUCACACAAGUUAAACCUGUGGCCCCUACAGGUCACAGUGGGUGCCGUUUGGUCUCUGACCAGGGGCGGCACAAUGAGAGAACUGUGUCAAACUGAGUUUAAUGCACAUAACAUGCAUAGAUCAGUCAACAGCAUGCUGACCAGUCUGCUCAAUGGUGCCAACUUUUCGGGGAGAGCAAAGAGUAUUGAGAACCCCAAAGUGGGCGUAGCAAUCGCACGUGAUCACCGAUUUGAACCAGUCAUAGCAUUUCGCGCUGGACAGCAAAAUCUGUUGAUUGGUUCAUACGAGUCUUACAGCUCCACCCGUUACAGGGGCUCCCAAAGCCUUACUGCCUAUUCACUACUGUCUGAUUUAAAAGAACAAUAAAAUAGAGUGCGGAGUAACCAGGAGAUUUUAGCUGGCGAAUUUAGUGGAGGGAAGGGGAUUGUACCAUUUGUUUGAAUAUAUCAAAACUAUCAAAAGAUUUACAUUUUUCACUUUGAGGUUUCUGAGUGGUUUUGCUUACUUGGAGCAUAAUAUUAGCCGGUUUUAUGUGUUUGUCUAAAUUAUGAUCAACGCUCUUGGAGGGCCACUCGGCUGCAUGACCAACAUGUCCAGUGAGGAUGCAGGAAGGGGAUGCUCCAGUUAUAGAUGACGUAAUUGACUGCUACUUAUCAUUCCCCAAAAGCUGUACAUUUUUCAUGUUCAGAAUUGUCAAAUAUCACUUUUGCACAUUAAAAUCUUACAUUACCCAAAUCUUGCUGGCUUUCUUUUG
Megalops cyprinoides (Indo-Pacific tarpon) is the source of this 1896-nucleotide messenger RNA. RefSeq names its product lipopolysaccharide-induced tumor necrosis factor-alpha factor homolog. The coding region runs from base 106 to 555 and encodes 149 amino acids. The transcript has 5 exons. Gene Ontology annotation, molecular function: zinc ion binding. NCBI's taxonomy places the organism in Eukaryota, Metazoa, Chordata, Actinopteri, Elopiformes, Megalopidae. The record is from RefSeq and is a predicted model, not a curated record.